AUGUUGGGAAUAAAACCCGAUAUUUACGCGUUUAAUAUUGUGAUAAAUUGUUACUGUUGUUUAAAUAGACUAGACAUAGGUUUAUCCGUGCUUGGUAACGCGUUGAAACUUGGGUACCUGCCGGAUUGUGUUACUUUUAAUAUUUUGAUUAGAGGACUUUGUGACGAGGGGUUACUUGGUCGCGCACGCCAAGUGUUUGAUGAAAUGUUUUUAGUUGGUUUGGAACCGGACAUUGUUAGUUAUGGGACUUUGGUUAAUGGGUUGUGUAAAAUGGGGAAUUUUAAUGAUGCGAUAACGUUGAUUCAGAAGAUUGAUGGUUCUUGUGGGGUUGUCGUGUAUAGUACAAUUGUAGACGCUCUUUGUAAAAACAGGCAAGUUGGUCGUGCUUGGAGUCUUUUUUGGGAAAUGAUUGAGAAAGGUGUUGUGCCAAAUUUGGUUAUUUAUAUAUGCUUGAUGCAGGGGCUGUGUAGGUUUGAGUUACGGGAAGAAGCUAUACAAUUGUUGAAUGAUAUGUUAGUUCGGAACGUGUUAAUAGAUUUGCAGUCGUUUAACGUGUUAGUAAGUACAUUGUGUAAACAAGGUUUGGUGAAUGAAUCACAGUAUUUUCUUGAUUUCACGGUUGAAAGAGGGAUGAUGCCGGAUGCUGCUAGUUACAAUGCUUUGAUAAAUGGAUACUGUUUGAUUCAUAGAUUAGAUGAUGCUAAGAGUUUAUUUGAUGUCAUGAGUUGUGCUCGUGACGUUGUUAGCUAUAAUGUUAUGAUCAAUGGGUACUGUAAGAAUAAAGAGAUAAACGAAGCAUUGGGACUGUUUAAGGAUAUGUCUCGACAAAAUAUUAAUCCUAAUGUUGUUACUUACACUACUAUUAUCCGGGGUCUAUGUCUUGCUGAAAAACUAGAGGAUGCACUUGUCGUUUUUUAUAAAAUGCAAGAUUGUGGUCUGGCUGCUAAUGUUGUUACUUACAGUACUUUGAUCGAUACUUUAUGCAAGAACGGAAGACUUAGUGAGGCUUUAGCUUUGUUUAAGAUGAUGGAUGAUGCAAAGGUGACUCCCGAUGUCUUUACUUAUACUAGCAUCAUUGACGGGCUGUGCAAAGCUGAGGAAAUUGACGCUGCAUAUGGUCUGUUUCUAGAGCUUUCUGCCGGAGGAUUACAACCGAAUGUAUGUACAUAUACUGCAAUGAUUGGUGGUUUUUGUAGGAACAGAAAGUUAAAUGAAGCAAAAAAGUUGUUUUUGAAAAUGAAGGAAGAUGGUUGCCCACCAAAUGUUCAUACGUACACUAUCAUGAUCAAUGGUUAUUGCAGACACGGGGAACUGAAUAAAGCAAACGAGUUGCUAUUGAAGAUGCAAGAAAGUGGUUGCUUAGCGGAUGGUUGUACAUAUAAUACCAUUACCCAGGGAUGUCUUCUGCACAAUGAGAUGUCAGAGGCAAAUCAAUAUCUUAAAGAUUUGAGGAACAAUGGGUUCUCUGUAGAUGCAUAUACAAAAGCCUUAUUGCUAAGAUUUCAGACUUGUGGACAAUUAGGGCAUUCAUCUCCGGAGGUCGCUCAAUCUUUUGUUCAAGAUCAAUAUCAUGGAGUAUCGGAUAAAUGCUAUGAUGUGUAA
Erigeron canadensis is the source of this 1602-nucleotide messenger RNA. RefSeq names its product pentatricopeptide repeat-containing protein At1g63130, mitochondrial-like. The transcript has a single exon. The record is from RefSeq and is a predicted model, not a curated record. NCBI's taxonomy places the organism in Eukaryota, Viridiplantae, Streptophyta, Magnoliopsida, Asterales, Asteraceae. The coding region runs from base 1 to 1602 and encodes 533 amino acids. Gene Ontology annotation, molecular function: protein binding.